CUUCACUUCCGAUUAAAAUUCCAUAUUUGGGAGAAGCAGUAAAGAGCCUCUCACACGAUCUCUCUCCAACAAAAGCCAGACAAGAUGAUGCACAUGACCUUCUACUGGGGGAAAACGGUGACACUACUUUUCGACUCGUGGAAGACCGAUUCAUGGACGAGUUACGCUCUCACUCUACUCGCUUGCUUUCUCUUCUCCGUCUUCUACCAGUACAUGGAGGACCGGCGUCUCCGCUUCAAAGUCUUCGCUGUGAAUAAAAAGCCCAUCGAAACUCCUCUGCUCUUCUCGAGGCUCGCCGGCAGUGGUUGGAGCAACCCCGCCAGGUACGCUGCUGCCAUCUUAUUCGGAGUCAACUCGACUAUUGGCUAUCUCUUGAUGCUUGCCAUCAUGUCCUUCAAUGGAGGUGUGUUCUUGGCAAUCGUCUUGGGCCUUGCUUUUGGGUAUUUGAUCUUCAGGAUCUCUGAUGAAGAACUCGUGGUUAUAGACAAUCCUUGCGCUUGUGCUUGAAACUUAGAGUCGACAUCUCCUCUUUUUGCUCCUUAAAAUUAGGGGAAGAAAAUAAGAUA
Molecule: messenger RNA, 566 nt
Organism: Telopea speciosissima
Lineage: Eukaryota; Viridiplantae; Streptophyta; Magnoliopsida; Proteales; Proteaceae
Product: copper transporter 5.1-like
Exons: 1
Coding region: 85-507 (140 amino acids)
Biological process (GO): copper ion transmembrane transport; intracellular copper ion homeostasis
Cellular component (GO): plasma membrane
Molecular function (GO): copper ion transmembrane transporter activity
Source: RefSeq, a predicted model, not a curated record